GGCAGACUGCUCUCUCACAGAGGUGGGCUCCCUGGCUGGGCCAGGGCUCCAAGCUGCUUAUGCUCCAGUGCUGAGGUGAGGCUCUGCAAGCAGGCGAGCAGGAACCUGAGCCCGAAACUCAAGUUGUGACCCGAGCCAGUUGCUGCGCCUUUAAGCUGCUUUCCCUUUCGGGGAAACCGACGCCAGCACUCGAGGGUCGAGAGGCGCUGGAGAGGGCCCCCCCCACCCCGAGUUCUGCGCUCCCCUCUUUCCUCCCUCCUCCCCCCUCCCCCGCCCCUUCUCCCCUUCCCCUCCCCUCCUCGGCCGUCCGGCCGCCUCGGCGCUAUCCGUCACCUCGCAGCCUGCCGCACUCCUGGAGCGAGGAGAGCGACGAGCGAGCCACGGAGAUGGUGCCGCCCGCGGCGCAGCCAUGGAGCCCGCCCGAGGAGCCCGCGCGCGCCGCUGCCAGCCUGCCCGCAGCCCGCUGCCUGCGCGCCAGCUCCGCGCGUCCCGGGCCAGCUGCUGCCGCCCCGCCAACCUCCGUCCACCCCGCCGCUCCACGCCACUGAGCCCCACGCCCGUGCCGGGCUCCGGGGCACCGGCGCCCUAGUCCCGCCGCCGUCGCCGCCGCCUCUGCGCCGCCGCUGCCGCGCCGCCGAGGCGGAGGAGGAGAAGAAGGAGGAGGAAGUCUCCCAAAUCUGCCUUCAUCAGUGCUGCAAAGAAGGCCAAGCUGAGGUCCAAUCCUGCAAAGGUCCGAUUUUCUGAGCAGGUGGCAGUUGGAGAAACAGAUGCAAAAAUGAUGAAGAAGGAAGCUCUCCUCCUCAUCCCCAAUGUCCUGAAGGUUUUUCUAGAAAAUGGGCAGAUCAAGUCAUUCACAUUUGAUGGCCGGACCACUGUUAAGGAUGUGAUGGUGACCUUACAGGACCGUCUCUCCCUGAGAUACAUUGAGCAUUUUGCUCUUGUCCUUGAGUAUACUGGGCCGGAACAGAAUCACAAGUUCCUGAUUCUCCAGGACAAGCAGUCCCUGGCUUAUGUGGUACAGCGGACACACUAUCAUGGGAUGAAAUGCCUCUUCCGAAUAAGCUUCUUUCCCAAAGACCCCAUGGAGCUGCUACGUCGGGAUCCUGCUGCUUUCGAGUACCUAUACAUCCAGAGUCGUAAUGAUGUUAUCCGAGAACGCUUUGGAAUGGAACCCAAGCCAGAGAUGCUUUUGGAUCUUGCUGCCCUCCACAUCUAUAUCACUGUCUCAGCUACUCGGCCUAGUCAGAAGAUCACACUCAAGAACGUGGAGAAGGAGUGGGGCCUGGAACCCUUUCUUCCCCCCUCCCUCCUGCAGGGCAUCAAAGAGAAGAACCUUCGGAAGUCUCUCUCUCAACAACUGAAGGCCCACCAAAUGCAUCCUUCUUGCAGCACCAAGGGCUCCGCCGUUCAAGCAAAGCUCCAGUACCUUCGAAUUCUGAAUGAACUUCCGACCUUCACUGGUGUUUUAUUCAACACUGUAGGACUGGACGAGAAGCAGUCAGCCACCACUCUCCUGGUGGGACCCCGUCACGGCAUCAGUCAUGUUAUUGACCUCAAGACCAACCUCACCACUGUGCUGUCCGAGUUCAGCAAGAUCAGCAAGAUCCAGCUGUUCCGGGAGAACCAGGGCGUGGCCCGAGUGGAGACCAGCAUCAUGGAUGCCAAGCCUCUGGUGCUGUUGAUGGAGUGGCCUGAAGCCACCAACUUUGCCUGCCUGAUUGCGGGGUACUGCCGCCUUCUGCUGGAUUCCAGGAAGAUGGUCUUCUCCAGGCCUGCCAACCAGCCUCUUCCACCUCCUAUGGUCAAAGCAGAUCCCAUGCACAGCGCCCAUCGCCCUGUCACUGGGGGCCACCUGGGGAAAAAGGAGAGUAGUUAUGUGGGCAGCGUGGGCACCAGCCCUAGGAAGUCGAGCCGAUGCGCGACCCCACCUGCCGACCCUGAGCUUGUCAGCUUCUGCUACCUCCACAUGCGGGAACAAAGGAAGGAGCAAGAAAGCAGGACAGAUGUCAACGAGAACCUAAUCUUCUUUGAAGAAACCAGACCCCGGACCAAAUCGGACCCCACAUCCAAAAGCUCUGGCCAAGGUUAUGAGAUGAUUCCUGAUGACUUCGAUGCAGCCAGCCUAGACCAUGAGCCUUGUGCCAGCAGGGCCCGGUCCUACACUUUGGACAAUUCCCUUGGGGCUGAAGCCCUGAAUUUCUACUGUGACUCUUGCAAAGUCAAACUCCAGGAGCAGCAGGGGCCUCGAAAAGGUGGGAGGCCUGGCUCCUCUCGGGACAAUAUGGUAGACUUAAUGUCCCUCCCACCACCAGGAAGUGAGGAAGAAGAGGAAGAGGAAGAUGAGACAACUUCUCUGUUGCCUGCCAUUGCAGCUCCACCCCCUGGUUUCCGAGACAACAGCUCUGAUGAGGAUGAUUCCAAGCGCAGAGCUGUUCAAAGUCAGGAGCAAGGACGUCACCUGCGUGGGCUCCUGUAUGAUGAGAUUCCAGUGACGCUGAUUGACAGUGUACAGACCCGGACAGUACGAGAUCAUGCCCAGGAGCUGGAUGAUGCUCUGGUGUCUACUCUGCAGGCUCUAGAAGCCCUGGCUGCUUCAGAGGAUGGACCCCAUCCUCCACCCCAACAGACUGCAGGUCUGAUUGUGCUGGCCACAAUCACUCCUGAAUCAUCGCUGGACUCGGGCCAUGAAACCAACUCUUCAGAGCUCACAGAUAUGUCAGAGAUGAUGUCGGCCAUGAAGCAGCACCAGAAUGCCACCUACUUCCUGGCCCAGCACCUCAACAAGGACAGCCUCCUUGCCCGAAAGGACCUGCCCUUCAGAAUCCAGAGCUGCUCAGCUCAGGCUGUGCUCACCGCCCCUUAUGCCCUUGGGCCCCCAGAUCCCAACCCAUCCCUCCAGCCAGCUGUCACUGGCCAGAGUCCUGGUCCCCCUGGUGCCCGGAGAAAGCUGCCUCAGUCAGAAGCCCAGGUGCAGGGAGAGAGAACAUACUCCCUGGCCGUGCAUCCAGCCCUGUCCCCACAACUUAGUGAGCAGAAGAAUCUGAGCCUGCUUCCCCCAGUUCCUGAGGACAAAGGGCCAGGCCACACUAGGGCAGGCCUAGAGAUGUCACUGAGAGCAGCCACACCAUCCCUCGGUGAAGAGCAGGUCUCAGAGCUAAGGGAAAACUUGCCCAAGGAAGUCAGGUUGAGCCCUAAGCUUAUGCUGGACCCAAAAGGCAAUGUGACCCCAGCCAUCAUCUCGGCUACCCUACAGCAGGUAGUACACAGUAAGGGUCUAGCCACUCCUGGCACAGCCUUGGCAACACCCUCCAACAGAGGGGAGAGAAGGCUAGAGGCUGGCAUGGGGAGGCCUGAGGUCACCAUGAGCAGGCCAGAAGUUAGCCUGAUGAGCAGCAAUGCCAACAAGAAUCUGAAGUUUAAAAUGAGCCCUGGUGCCCUGGAGACCACACGGAAUUCUCAGCAGCAGCUGGGCGCAGAGAUCUCUGCCAGCCCCAGAGCAUCCACAAGCAGCCGGCCUGACAACCUCCACCUUUCCCCACAAGAGGACAGGUUUCCUGUUCAAAGUUUCCCUCCUAAGAGCUAUCUAUCCAGAGCAAGUCGAGACUCGGUGGGCAAGCAAGCUACCGGGGAGGUGGCAGGCAAGCUUGGGCCAGAGGGUGCUAAGCCUCCCCCUAACAAGCAGAGCACAGUCUCUGGCCUUGGGGAGAAAGGGCACCUGGAGAGCAUAUCCAAAAGCAGCAAGUUUGAGGAGACCAGCCUAGUUCCCCGGGCUGGCUAUCCCAUGGCUCUGCAGAGCCCUAGCUGCCAGGCUCGAAGCUACAGCCCUAGCUGCCAGGCUCGAAGCUACAGCCCUAGCUGCCAGGCUCGAAGCCACAGCCCCAGCAGCCUGGCCCGUGGCCCCAGCCCCAGCUACCAUCCUAGAGGCCAGAGCCCAAUGAGGCCUCUGGCCACCAGCCGUCAGGUCAGCACCAUGCCCUCUAGGAAGCUUGAAACGACCCUGGAUGGAGCCCAUGCGGCCUCUGAAGGCCCCACAAAGCCCAAGUCAUCCCGAGGUCCUUUCCGACUGCGCAACUUAUUCUCUGCCACCUUUCCUACCCGCCAGAAGAAAGAAACAGAUGAGCGACAGGCCCAGCUGCAGAAGGUAAAGCAGUAUGAAUUGGAGUUCCUUGAGGAACUUCUAAAGCCACCAAGCCAGGGGGAUAUUUCAGGCACAGAGUACCUGCAACCCCCAGCACCUGGCCGCUGCAGCUGCCAGCUGCGUAGUAGCCCUGUGCAGCAGGGACCUGGCAUGUCUCGUGAACAGAGACGCAGCUGUGACUGCAAGCGCAUCUGCCGAGGAGGACGGCCUCAAGCUGCCCAGACCCCAGUGCCUGCUGGCCUUCGGGAGAGGGAGAGGGUCCUGCCUACCCAGAGGCAGCCAGAAGCUGGCCCAGGCUUGAUCCUUGGUAGUCCCAUCAAUGCCCAGCGCAUCCGUUCUACCAGUCUGGAGUCCCGUGAGUGCCGGUCAGACCCUGAGAGUGGUGUUUCUUGCCUGAGCACCUGUGCCUCGGGGGGUGAGUGUUUGGGAGACCCCAACUACAGGAAACUGAUGCACCGCUACAAUAACAGUGAGCUGGACCAGGGUGACAGGGCCUCCCUGACCUCAGAUGUCUACCCGCACCCCCCCUUGGGAAUGCUGCCUAGAGAGGUCAAGGAGAUAGAUACAGGCCUCCCACUAGUCUUGGGUCCAAAAGGCAAGCGUGCAGAGUCACCAACUCUUGGAGAGCCCUCCUACGUCCAAGUGGCCCCUGAGAGCAAAGGCCCCAGGCAAAUGGCUGUGUUUUCACUGCCAGAGGAGGUAUACCGCAGGCCAGCCGAUCUAGAUGAGGACAGUGAAACCAGCAAGUGCUGUUCUAUCCGCUACUGCUUCUAUUACCGCAAGUGUGACAUGGCAGAUGAUGCCAGCGACGGCAAGGACGAGCUCUCCUAUUCCAUUCCCAUGAAGAUUCUGCCUGGCAUGAAGUUGGACGAGCAGGUGGUGCCUGUGGUGAGCAGAACCCUGCAGGUCCUGGAUGCCGCCACCUGCAGCAGCAGCCCCGAGGCCUCUCACACCCAGGAAAUCGACCUUCGGGUUUCCACCUUUGAGGGGAGCCUGGCUAAAAUCAAUGCGUUACGGGCUCAUGCCUAUGGCCUCCCUGACGGCUUCCUGGCAGCCCGCCUGGACACCAAUGAGCUGCUGACAGUCUUGCGGCAGUGUGUGGCCAGCCCCGAGGCACGUGCCCCCAAGCCCUAUGUCUCUCAGAUUUCUGAGUACAAACUUGAGCUAGCUCUCAAGUUCAAGGAGCUCCGGGCCUCCUGCCGCCGGGUAGCCAAUGUGGACAAGAGCCCCACUCACAUGCUGGCGGCCAUCACAGGCAGCUUCCAGGUGCUGAGCAGCCUCAUUGAGACCUUUGUGCGGCUGGUGUUCAUCGUGCGCUCGGAGGCCCAGCGCCAGGAGCUGCUGGCCAAAGUAGAAGAAGUCGUGAGGAAUUACACCUUCCUGCUGCGUGCAGCUGAGGAGUCCACAGCCAGGAACCUUAACCAGCAGCAGCAGCAGCAGCAGCAGCAGCAGCAGCAGCAGCAGCAGCAGCAGCAGCAGCAACAGCAACAGCACCAACAGCAGCAGCAGCAGCCAGCGCUGCCACCACUGUCGCUGCCAGCAGCCACAGGGCACCCACCAGGCUCCCCAUCAUCGACUGUUAUGAGCACAUUCACACACUCCUUAAAAACCCUUAUUAAGUAGGGCACUUGCCUAGGCUUGUCCCCUCCCCACCCAUUGGUCCCAGGUUUGAGCUUUGUGGUCUUUGCAUCUUGUGGUGUGUGUGUGUGUGUGUGUGUGUGUGUGUGUGUGUGUGUGUGUGUGUGUUGGGCCAGUCAGGGUCCAAGAGCCUAACAGUCUCUGAGGAGUGAAAACUCCCUAGACCAAGGCUCUUUAUUAAGGGCUGCAGGCUUAGCUGCUGCCCUGGGUGUCCUCACCCCUUCUUGGCCUCUGGGCGUCACUGUGAGGGCAAAGGCCCCUCGCCUUUAUGCCCACCACAGAGUUGUAUUUUAUCUCUUCUCUGGGGCUGGUAGGUGACAUCAGGUUCACCUCCUGCUCUGAGUUGGGCACCAGGGGAGCCAGAACCUGGAGCUCCUCCUAGCAUCUGCUGCCUCACAGAGGGCAGUGACAAUAGCAGUAGGCCACAGCGCCAAGCCAAGGAGAGAGGGAGCUUGUUCCAGAUGCUCCAACCCACCAUGGGCUCCCUAGCAUCUGGCAGGAGCCACUUCAAGGGCCAGUGCCCAGGUGGGAGAUGUGCAGAAUACAGCCACUACGGGUUGUCAGUGGCUGGCUCAACAGGCUGGCAGCCUUGGGAGCCCUUGCCCCCAGGUUCAAUAGCUCUAUACCAGCCAACCCCAAAGUGCCCUGCCCCUCACUGAUGGGCAGGACAGCUCAGUUCAUUAGGGAGCAAGCCUCUGAGAUCACCUCACUUGUUUUGGGUAAGGUACCUGGUGAAAAUGUCUGCUCUGGGGAAGCCCAGCGCAGGUGUCCGAGCCUGCCCGGCUCAGCCCAGCCCUGUGCAGGAGCUGUUGCCUGAGGUAUGUGGCUCCUCUUUCAACAUCUCUACCAGAUAGAGUUAGGAGUUUGACGUAGCUACGGAU
Molecule: messenger RNA, 6657 nt
Organism: Microtus oregoni (creeping vole)
Lineage: Eukaryota; Metazoa; Chordata; Mammalia; Rodentia; Cricetidae
Product: FERM and PDZ domain-containing protein 3
Exons: 13
Coding region: 776-5761 (1661 amino acids)
Biological process (GO): signal transduction
Cellular component (GO): cytoskeleton
Molecular function (GO): protein binding
Source: RefSeq, a predicted model, not a curated record